GACGUGGGACGUUAAAUACGUGGCGAACCAGGAAAUAAAAGUAAACAAGGCAAAGGAAGACGAAAAUGAGAUUUUGCGUUAGUUAUUUACAUGCAGACCGAGUCUGUCACUAUUAUGGUGCUUUAUUAAUUAUGUAUGAAGGUUUUCUCUGCUGAUAAGGCCAGGCAGCCAGUUAGAGCCAGGCUGAGAGCCGGUAAGACACCCGUAGAGCUGAGAGGAGUCGGGUGCGGCAGCUGUUAGUGGUUAGCUAGCUCGAUAUGGCAGUUUUGAAAUGCCUUCAAGACCAUGGCUUAAAAACAACUCCUUGACGUUAGGUUUGUCUGACGAAUAAAACACCAUCUUGGCACCCCUGUACUCUAUAUUAGCUGCGAUUUGCCCAAGUGAGUUCGCGUGUUGUCACUUAUUAAUUUCAGAUUUAGCUAUGUUAGCCAUCAGAUCGUCAGAGGAGGAGUCCACUGAGAUGGAGGAGAUGGACACCUCCGAGCCCAACUGGUGCUGGUUCUACUUGGCUGAGUGUGGAGUGUGGCACAUGUUUGAGAUUGAUCCCAGUGCAGCCUGUUCUGUGACGAGUGCUCAGAUUGAGCAGUGCUACAACAGGAACCAGCGUGGUGUCAUGGAGUUCUACACAGCCAAGUACACGUACAGACUGGACUUCUCAGUUAUGCGUCAGAUAAAUGUAACAACAGGGAAGCAGCGGCCAAUCAAACGCUCCCUCCACUCUGCAACUGGCUUCAGGUUUAUUUGUGAUAAUCUUGCCUUGCCUGUGCCCUGCCACUGGGAGAGGAUCAAUACAGAUGAGCCCUAUCAGCUCAUCCAGCUCGGCCGAGACACAUAUGAGUUUAAAGAAGUAGCCAGACUGUACGAGAGGACAAUGGAUCAUCCGAUCAAAUCCAUCCAGAGGAUUCAGAAUCUGGACUUAUGGGAGUUCUUCUGCAGGAAGAAAACACAGUUGCGAAAAGUCAAGCGAACGCUGGAUAUUGAGGAGCGAAUGCUGUUUCAUGGCACAGGACACAGCAACAUACAAGCUAUAUGUACGUUUAACUUUGACUGGCGGCUGACAGGGAGCCAUGGCGAUGUCUAUGGCAAAGGGAGCUACUUUGCCCGGGAUGCCAAAUACUCCAGUAAAUUCUGUCACACCACAGGGAAACACAACACGACCUUACAGAGACACGGACUCGCACCGCCGAUAUUCGCUAGCGAGCCGCCAUAUAAGACAAUGUUCCUGGCUAGAGUGCUUGUCGGAGAAUACACAGUCGGUCAUCCCAUGUACUGCAGGCCACCCUCCAAGGACGCCAGCUUCACCAACUUUUACGACAGCUGCGUGGAUGACAUGGCCAACCCAAAGAUCUACGUCAUUUUCGACAGCAAUCAGAUUUACCCAGAGUAUUUGAUCGAGUUCUAUUGAUGCCGCACGAGAAGAUAUUUGCUUUUUUUUUUUCUAUAAAGCUUGAAUCUCCUGCAUGGAAAAGUUGGGACAAAUCAGAUGGCGGGAUGAGAUGGAAAAAAGCAGCAGCUUCGGAGACAUUUGAGUUUUUGUUUUUCCAGUCAAAUCCAGCCCUAACUGGGUCAUCUAAAGUGCCUUUGGAGGAAUUGGAAAAGCAGGAAGACAAUAAAGACAUUGUGUACAGUUUAUAUACAGUGUACAGUGUAUUCUUAGACGGGACCUUGUGGUUGUGACGUCAAAAGGACGACCUUUUGUAUUAAAUUCGCAGUCUGUGCUUGCUUGUUCGAUACGUGUGAACAAAAUAAGAGUGGCACAUGCAGCCUGUAGAUUAGAGGUGAUGUCCUGCCGUUGGCCACACCCAUUCCUUCACAUCCACAGUGCCACGCUUAUUUACAAACCAAAAACACGUUCCAGCUCUCUCAUGAUGCACCGUGAUCUGUCCAAAAACUGUGUGUACAAUGUAUUAUAUGGGCAUGGGUUUCUGUUUUUUUGUUAUUGUCAUAAACGUUUCUACCUCUUUUAUAAUGAUGCAUCCGUGCACUUUUCCCCCUUUCCAUGAAAGGUUUUGUAACUGUGUCAUAAUGACAUAAAGUUGUGAUGUCGUGUUCA
Acanthochromis polyacanthus (spiny chromis) is the source of this 2053-nucleotide messenger RNA. Its product is annotated as protein mono-ADP-ribosyltransferase PARP11-like. Lineage: Eukaryota; Metazoa; Chordata; Actinopteri; Pomacentridae. The record is from RefSeq and is a predicted model, not a curated record. The transcript has 7 exons. Gene Ontology annotation, molecular function: NAD+ poly-ADP-ribosyltransferase activity. Bases 422 to 1405 code for a protein of 327 amino acids.